GUUGUGAUAUUGAACAUGAAGACCUAGAUGGCUGCUCCUGCUUCUUCGAGUUCAUCUCGUAUCAUCAUCGUCAUGCUUUCAGUUAUGGCUGUCUUGUUGUGCUGUGCUGAGUUUAUACGCAUCGAGGUGAUUCUAAAACAACAACAGACCAAAAUGAACCAGCUAGAGAACAAGAUAACCUCUACACUCGAUACAGACAAGAUGUUGAGAAUAAUGGACAAACUAACAGGAAAACAACUUGCAACGAGUGAAGAAGAACGACAAGAAAGAGGAAGACAUCGUCAACGACGAAGCGUAGGUACGACGAAUAAUACAAGAAAACGACCAGAAGAAACUCAAAGUGAGUUGACUAAAGUGAUCGGUGAAAUGAAGAAAGCCGUGUCUGCAAUCCAUGAUAUCAAAUACAGGAUAGCCAUACCAGGACCCCCCGGACCUCCAGGCAGUCCUGGACCCAAAGGACAAAAAGGAUCACGGGGGAGAAGAGGACCCAAAGGACCGCAAGGACCCAUGGGACGACCAGGCAUCAAAGGAAAACAAGGAAUUAUGGGACCACGUGGGUUAAAAGGUGAUCCUGGUCACGUGGGAAUCACUGGACUACCAGGACCCCGAGGCAUGUCGGGAUCGAAAGGGGAACCAGGUCAAUCACUAGAAGAUCCUCGAGUCGUGAUAUCUCCUCCUCAUUUGAUUGUCAAUGAAAGUCAGUCAGCAGUCUUCCAUUAUUCUUUCCGUGGUAAUCCACAGCCCAUGGUUGGCUGGAGUAAAGUGGGAGGUUCAUUAGACACGACAAGAUCAAUAGUUAAUAGUAGCAGAGGUAUACUAGAGAUCAAACAUGUCACAUUCUCUGACUCAGGGAUAUAUCAAUGUAAUGCAUCUAGUAUUCUUGGUAAAGCACUUGCCACCACAAGACUAGUGGUCAACUACCGUCCUCGAGUUAGCCUAACGAAAGGACCAAUCUACGCUAAGAUAGGAGACAACGUCACACUACCAACAUGUCACGUGAUGGGACACCCCAAACCCAGAGUCACGUGGUCCAGGUCCAUUGGUAAAUUGCCAUCAAAUCGUACCCUUACUCGUGAUGACGAGCUGACCUUGUUUAACGUCGUGAAGGAUGAUUCUGGUACAUAUGUGUGCACCUCUGAUAAUUUUCUUGGUUCUGAUGCUGCAGGAUGCGUAUUGGUGGUCGUACAGCUACCUGUGUUUGUUAUCAGACCACCUAACAUAUCCUACGCUAUCGUAAAUUCAUCAUUGACUCUAAAUUGUUCAGCUAAAGGUGAUCCUGAACCAGUGAUCAGCUGGAGAAGAGAAAAUGGUGCUCUUCCCUCGGGUAGAAAUGAAAUAACAUCAGAGGGUUCUCUGGUCUUAAGGAACAUUCAAGCAUCUGAUGAUGAUAUCUAUAUUUGCUCUGCUACAAGUGCUGGGGUAUUCGAUGUGUAGGCAAACUCUACAUUGAAGUUCCGCCAUCAUGAUUGCUCAGAGAUCUACAAAUCAGGUGAAAGACGUAACGGUGUGUACACAAUACAACCCGACAGUCAAGGACCCUUUGAUGUCUACUGUGACAUGACAACUGACGGAGGGGGGUGGACAGUGUUCCAGAGAAGACAAGAUGGAUCUGUAGACUUUUAUCUUGAAUGGCAACAAUACAAAACCGGUUUUGGAAACCUGAAUGGCGAGUUCUGGUUGGGUAACGACUACAUCCAUCGACUUACAGCAAGAACACCCUCGGUGCUACGUGUGGAUUUGGAGGACUGGAACAGAAACCAGAAAUAUGCCAAAUAUGGUAGUUUUAGUGUUGAUGGUGAAUCAGACAAGUACAGACUCAAGGUUGCUUCGUAUUCAGGUGAUGCUGGGGAGUCAUUACUUCAUCAUAAUAACAUGGCAUUCUCUACAAAAGAUAGAGAUCAUGACCCUCAUGGGUCUAGAAACGUAGCUGUCCAUUAUACUGGUGCCUGGUGGUAUUACAAUGAUUAUAGAUCUAGUCUAAAUGGAAAGUUUGGAAGUACGUUUCAAAGUUGGAAAGGAGUUCAUUGGAUAAGUGAUUAUAGCACGAAACCUAUAAAACACAGUGAAAUGAAAAUUCGACCAAAUUCAUUUUAGACAUUUCCAUUUCAACAGAGAGUGGUUUUCAUAAACCCGUGAAACAAAUUGUACUAAUUAGAGUCUAAUAGUCACAAAAUAGACAAUAGAAAACAAAGCAAUUAUCGUAAGGUAGUACAUAAUAAGCUAAAGUGUUAAUGGAAACAACUCUAAUAUCUGGAAACAUGAAUGGAAAUGGAGCUCUUUCUUGUGGUAGAAAUAAUGUAAUAAAAUAGUGCUGAAAAUUUAUUUUCAAAUUUCAAAUUGUACAUCAAAUUGUGAAAGAUUUCCUAAAGAUGCACGAGAUACCGAUACCAUUAUCGUUGAAGAGGACCCGCGAAGUUUUAUGUUUUGUAAUAGGCCAUUUGCAGCAAACAGUCACUGCUAAUAUAUCCCUUCAAUAACGAAUCAAUUCAGCCAAAUGUCCCUUGGGGAAGGCUCUGCUGGAUGGCAAGCAAACUUUUAAUGGCUUUGUAUCUUGUAAGGGGAAAAACAUUUUGGAAAAGAUUUUGGAUAUGACAUUACUAAUCCAGCAAAAUUUAUUUGAAUAAAGGAAUUUUUUGUCAUCCAGUAACAGUCACGUGAUUAUGUCCUACAAAUAGCUCAUUCGCCAACUAGCAUUUCAACGACCGUCAAUCAAAGAACUAAGAAAAGACUACAAUAUUUGAGGAAGAUUUUGGACUAGAUGAUUAAAAUCUUUAAACUAGUCUGAAGUCUUCCUGAAGAUAUAUCGUUUUUUUUAUUUCAGUUCAUCGAGACAUCAAACUUUCGCGGGUCGCACUUCGACAUUAAUGGUACUGUAGUAAUCAAAAUAGAAUAGUAACGACCCCUUUGCAAUUACUGCAAGAGGAAUAACAAAAUGACAUGAAAUUAAAUUUCUUAAAAAUCUC
Molecule: messenger RNA, 2963 nt
Organism: Actinia tenebrosa (Australian red waratah sea anemone)
Lineage: Eukaryota; Metazoa; Cnidaria; Anthozoa; Actiniaria; Actiniidae
Source: RefSeq, a predicted model, not a curated record